AUGGCAGCUUAUGCAGCUCUUGCUUCUCUCUUGAACACUAUUAAGCAGAUGAUGACCCAUCCUCCUAUUUCCACUUCUUUCCACAACAUUCAGAUCCAAUCUCUUGAGGAAAAGGCUGCUUUGUUGCUUGAUUUCAUUGAGACCUAUAAUUAUGGUGGUGGAGUUAGCGAAGAAGCACAAGAUCUGGAAAGCCAAAUCACAUCUGCUGCUCAUACAGCUGAGGAUAUGAUUGAAUCACACAUCGUCAAUCAACUCCUUCCUCUUUCAGCGCAUGAUCGCGAAGCAGCUUUCAGUUUCUCUCUCUAUCUACAGAAAAAGAGGGCAAUUGAAGGGGAAAAUGCAGCUGCAGUUGGAGAUGUGGAUCAAUUUCAUGGUGGAUCCAACCAAGCAAUUGAAGAGCCUGCACCUCAUGUAGCUAGAGGUGGAUGCUGGAUCAAUUUCAUGCAGCUCAUUAAGAGAAAAAGGGCGAUUCAACCGAAAAAUGAAGCUGCAGUUGGAGAUGUGGAUCAGUUUCACGGUGAAUCCAACCAAACAAUUGAAGAGCAUGCACCUCAUGUGGCUGCAGGAGAAGCACGAGAUCUGGAAAGCCUAAUCGCAUCUGCAGCUCAUACGGCUGAAGAUAUGAUUGAAUCUCACAUCGUCAAUCAAAUCCUUCCUCUUUCCGCUGAGGAUCGGGAAGCAGCUUUGAGUUUCUCCUUGUAUCUACAGAAAAAAAGGGCAAUUCAAGAGAAAAAUGCAGCUGCAGUUGGAGAUGUUGAUCAAUUUCAUGGUGAAUAUAACCUCAGCAACUUCGACUAUCUGCGGCAGAUAAUUGAAGACAUGGAUGCUAUCAUCGAAAAGGCCAAUGAGUUGAAGGAGAAACAGAGAUUCACAGAGGAGCAUUCAACACCUCCUCUUACUCUUACUCAGAACAGAGAAGAAACUUCUAUGGUGGGAUUUGGUGAUGAGUUGAUUCAACUUCUCGACGAGCUCACGGGUCAACAAUCCAAUCUGCAAAUCAUCUCAAUCGUCGGUAUGGGCGGCAUGGGUAAGACUAAUCUUGCCAAAAAUAUUUAUUCUAAUCAACUCAUCAUCGAACGCUUUGAUAUUCGUGCUUGGGCUACCGUUUCUCAGCAAUACAAUGCUAAACAAAUUCUUCAACAACUUCUUUCUGACAAAGACAACUCCUCCAAUAAAAAGGUAGAUGAAUUAGGAGAACAGUUACAUAAAACUUUAUUUGGUAGAAGAUACUUGAUCAUAUUAGAUGACAUAUGGAGUGUUGAAGCUUGGGAUGAAGUGAGCCAUUUCUUUCCCAAUAACAGAAAUGGAAGCCGGAUUGUUCUAACUACUAGGUUGUCUGAUGUGGCUAACAAUUGUGGCUCUUCUUGUUUUUCAAAGAAUCUUCUAGAUGAGAAUGAAAGUUGGGAGUUAUUCUGUAAGAAGGCAUUCCAAAAUAAAGAUUGCCCUGCUGAACUUGAGGAAGUUGGAAAGGAGAUUGUUAGAUUAUGCAAAGGACUAGCAUUGUCCAUUGUUGUAAUUGGUGGGAGUCUUCUAAAGUCUCCUAGGACUGUACGAUAUUGGAAGAGUGUUGCCAAAGAUAUCGAACUAAGUCCCAAUUCAAAAGAGAAGCAAGAAAGCUUAGAUGUACUGUUUUCAAGUUAUAACCACUUGCCUUCUCAUCUUAAGCCUUGCUUUCUUCAUAUUGGAGUUCUUAAGAGUAUUAAUUAUGCAAACCUCGAUAUCUUAAGUAUCAUCCAACUUUGGGUUGCGGAGGGAUUUAUGAAAUCAAAUGGAGACCGAGUUUUAGAAGAGAUUGCAGAGGAUUACUUGAAGGAACUUAUUGACAGAAAUCUGAUAUUAGUUGAGAAGCGAAGUAGAAAUGGGAAGAUGAAACGUUGUGAUAUUCAUGAUCUUUUAAGGGACCUGUGCUUAAAAGUAGCUGAGGAACAAGGGUUUUUUCAUGUGAUCACUCAAGGCCCUGUACUAGGCACAGAACGUCGCAUCGUAUAUAAGAAUGCUUCCCGGGGGAGAGAAACCGAUAGACUUCCACUUGCACGCAGUAUCAUGGAAUGUGAAUUACACAAGGAGAAUUAUAAAUAUAGAUUGGUGAGAAUUUUGAAAGUAAACAAUCAGGGGUCACUUGAUCAAGUGCCAUGUGAGAGUGUUAACUUGCGCCAACUUGUAUUGUGGGGACCUGGUUUUGAGGGUGUGUUGGAGCUUCCCAGUUCAUUAUCCUUGGUAUGGAAUCUGCAGGCUUUAAUCUUUCAGAAAUCUGGAUGGUACAGACCUCAAGUUGUCGCACCAAUUGAAAUUUGGAAGAUGCGACAACUUAGGCAUAUCGAGUGUUAUCAAAUUUAUGUUCCUCAUCCCGAUAGAGAAGAUGAGUUGUUAAUCUUGGAAAAUCUUCAUAUGCUUCGGGAAGCAGUGAAUUUGAGGUUGAGUGAGGAUGUGUGCAACAUCAUUCCCAACAUCAAGAUACUGCAUCUAGUUUAUGAUCGUAAGUUGCAAGGAUGGGAUGAUAGUUUGAUUGAGUGUUUGUGUAAUCUUGAUCGCUUGCAUAAACUUGAAUCACUCAAACUGACAGGCGAGACUAGGUGGAAGAAUGUGUUUUCUAAGCUGAAUGAGAUAGUCUCAUUUCCGAGAUCGCUAAACAAGUUGAGCUUGAGUCUGAUCGAUUUUGAAUGGGAUGAUCUGACAAUGAUUGGUUGGCUGCCCAUGCUAGAAGUUCUCGAGGUAGAUCAUAACUAUGCGAGGGAGGAAAAUAGGACGUGGAGUCCCGUUGAUGGGCAAUUUCAACGCCUCAAGUUCUUGAGAUUGUAUUCCUGUCAUCUGAGAUGUUGGAAUGCAGAUAGUUGUCAUUUCCCAAUUCUGGAGAAGCUUCAUCUUACUUGGCUACGUCACUUGGAAGCGAUCCCAUGGGGUAUCGGUGAGAUACCAACGCUCAAACUUAUUCAUGUGAGAAAAUGUAGUAACUCUGCCGCGAUUUCAGCUAUUAAAAUAAAAGACGAGCAGCUCGAGUGUCAGGGCAACGAUGAUCUUCAAAUCCAAGUUGAUGUCUUGAAAGGUAGAUUGGAGAGCUUCAUGGCAAUGGUGGAAACAGAGGGCUUGACGCUCAAUAAUGUUCAAUUUAAUCUAUUUGAUUGA
This is a messenger RNA of Salvia miltiorrhiza (redroot sage), 3123 nucleotides long. Its product is annotated as putative late blight resistance protein homolog R1B-16. The transcript has a single exon. Bases 1 to 3123 code for a protein of 1040 amino acids. The record is from RefSeq and is a predicted model, not a curated record. Gene Ontology annotation, molecular function: ADP binding. Lineage: Eukaryota; Viridiplantae; Streptophyta; Magnoliopsida; Lamiales; Lamiaceae. Gene Ontology annotation, biological process: defense response to other organism.